ACAUAAAGCUUAAACAAUAUAAUUUAAUUACUCCCAACUUCCACUUGUAGAAAUACAUUAUCAUCAUCAAUAUCUACCCUUUCUUAAUAUUAUUCUUUGCCGUCCAAUGUUCUUCACGGCUUUAUGCAAUAAUUUUCCUUUUGCCUUCAUCCUUUGUUGUUCUUUUUAUCUGAUAUCCUAUGGACGUUUUGAUUACCCAACUGCAAAUCUUUCUACAACUUGGGUCAAUAGUUUUUCUUUUCCAUAUUCGGUGAAUUUCACUGAUGACUCAAUGGCAACGGCUAUACUAGCCAGAGGGACACUUGGUCCAAGAUAUGCUUGUGGUUUCUACUGUAAUGGCAAUUGUGAAAGUUACCUUUUUGCCAUCUUCAUUGUGCAAACCAACAGUAUUGCCCGUAUGACUUUACCCACCAGUGGAUUCCCCCAAGUUGUUUGGUCUGCUAAUAGGAAUAAGCCAAUCAAGACCAAUGCUACUUUGCAGUUUACAGCAGAAGGAGACUUGGUGCUUAGAGAUGCUGAUGGUACUUUGGCUUGGUCUACAAACACUGCUGGGAAAUCUGUUGCUGGAUUAAACUUGACCGAUGAGGGGAAUCUUGUUUUGUUUGAUUCCAACAAUGCGACUGUUUGGCAAUCUUUUGAUCACCCAACUGAUGCUUUGGUUCCAGGGCAGAAGUUAGUAUCAGGGAUGAAACUAACAGCAAGUGUUUCAAGAACAAACUGGACCGAGGGAGGUUUGUUUGCCUUCGCUGCUACCGAUGAUGGUUUGGUUGCUUUUGUACAGUCAAAUCCUCCCCAAACAUACUUUGAAAGAUCUAUUGAGGGGUUGAAUGCUAGUGGAGGCUCCAAUUAUGUUAUGUACUUGAAUGGAAGCUUAGCUUUAUUCUCAAAUUCAAAUAAUUUUAAUGAUCCACUGGUUACUUUUCCUCCAGCAAAAAAAGUAUCUUCUGCUCAAUAUAUGAAGCUCGAGUCCGAUGGACACUUGAAAGUGUACGAGUGGAACAUUAUCUGGAAUGAGAUCUUUGAUGUAAAUGGCUAUUUAGGUGCGUGCACUUACCCCAUGGUAUGUGGAAGAUAUGGCAUUUGCUCAAGGGGGCAAUGUAGUUGUCCCAAAUCAAGCUUGAAUUCAACUAUUUAUUUCAGACAGAUAGACGAUAGGCAGGCUGAUCUAGGUUGCUCUGAGAUCACAAGGCUGAAUUGUAAUGAAUCAAAUAACCACACAUUCUUGAAACUUCAAGACAUAAACUAUUUCGCGUUUACUGCAGAUCUGGAAAACAUAGAUAUGAAUACCUGUAAAGAUGUAUGUUUGAGGAACUGUUCCUGCAAAGCUGCUUUCUUUCGUAGUGGUUUAAACUCUUCCACGGGUGAGUGCUAUCUACCAUCCGAGAUCUUUUCACUAAUGAAAACCGAGGAUAGGACAAGGUAUGGUUCCUAUGCAUUUAUAAAAGUACAGGUUAAAGCUGAACCAGAUGCUGCAAAAGGGAAAAAGUACAUUAAUGGUGCUACACUGUACUCUGUCAUAGGACUUUCCAUCUUAGGCAUCAUAAUUGGAAUUGCAGCUUUCAUAUUCUUGAAGAAGAAGAAGACAAAGGCAAAUGAAGAUGAGGAGGAUUUUCUAGAUCACGUACAAGGAAUGCCCACUAGAUUUUCUUACGAUGAUCUAAAGGCUGCAACGGAAAAUUUUACCAAGAAGCUUGGUGAAGGAGGAUUUGGAUCAGUUUUUGAAGGGUGCUUAGAAGAUGGGAAAAAAAUUGCAGUGAAAUGCCUUGACGGAAUAGGACAAAUCAAAAAAUCAUUCUUAGUUGAGGUUGAAACUAUUGGCAGCUUACAUCAUGUAAACUUGGUGCAACUGAUCGGCUUCUGUGCUGAGAAAUCUCAUAGGCUUUUAGUAUACGAGUUCAUGAGCAAUGGAUCACUAGAAAAAUGGAUCUACCAUGGGAAACAAGAGCUUACUCUUGAUUGGAACUGUAGGAGGAGGAUUAUUCAAGACAUAGCAAAAGGAUUAUCCUACCUUCAUGAAGAAUGCAGGCAAAAGAUUCUGCAUUUGGAUAUUAAGCCCCCAAACAUACUCCUAGAUGAGAAGUACAAUGCGAAACUCUCCGACUUUGGUCUUGCAAAGCUAAUUGAUCGAAAUCAGAGCCAAGUCAUGACAAUGAUGAGAGGCACUCCUGGUUAUUUGGCUCCUGAAUGGCUUAGUGGCAUUAUAACUGAAAAGGUAGAUGUCUACAGCUUUGGCAUUGUGAUCUUGGAAAUUUUGAGUGGAAGAAGGCAUUUUGAAGCAUCUGAGACUGAAGACCAACAGGUAAUGGUAAACUUAUUCAGGAAAAAGGCAGAGGAAGGGCAGUUGGCGGAUCUUAUUGAUAAGCACAGUGACGAUAUGUUGUUUCACAAAGAAGAAGUAAUAAAGAUGAUGCAGAUUAGUGCCUGGUGUUUACAAAGUGAUCACACAAAGAGGCCAUCAAUGUCAAUGGUGGUCAAGUCCAUGGAGGGUGUUUUGGACGUUGAAAAAGAUCUAGACUACAGCUUUAAACCACAAAUUGUGAAUGGAAUACCAAAUAUUAGUUUUGUAGAUUCAACUCCUUUACUACCUUCGGUCCUAUCAGGUCCAAGGUGAGGAGGAAGUUCCUUGGAAUUUUUGUUAAUUUCUAGUUUUGCUACUUUUAGAGUGGGUUAGAGUCCAAACAUUGGUUCGGUAAUAGACCGGUGGUUUGCUUAUAAGGACUUGCACAAUCCUUACAUCAUAAGCUAGUUACGGUGUUGAGUUAGGCCUAAGUGCCAUAUCUUUACAGCCACAAUUGUCAAGUAUGUGUUAGUUUCUCUAAUGUUGAUGAAGUUAUUAUUGUUUUCUUCAAA
Molecule: messenger RNA, 2850 nt
Organism: Capsicum annuum
Lineage: Eukaryota; Viridiplantae; Streptophyta; Magnoliopsida; Solanales; Solanaceae
Product: G-type lectin S-receptor-like serine/threonine-protein kinase SD2-5
Exons: 1
Coding region: 107-2611 (834 amino acids)
Biological process (GO): protein phosphorylation
Molecular function (GO): ATP binding; protein serine/threonine kinase activity
Source: RefSeq, a predicted model, not a curated record